Molecule: messenger RNA, 914 nt
Organism: Quercus lobata
Lineage: Eukaryota; Viridiplantae; Streptophyta; Magnoliopsida; Fagales; Fagaceae
Product: protein PYRICULARIA ORYZAE RESISTANCE 21-like
Exons: 4
Coding region: 146-829 (227 amino acids)
Source: RefSeq, a predicted model, not a curated record
GCAUGAUAAAUACGUACUCAUUGUGUUCACUAUCUCUUGUGGCCUCCUCAUACUUGAAGUCUUGUACUUUUUUCUUUUAUUUUUGGAGAAUCAAGUCUUGUACUUGAUUUCUCAAUUUGAGAUCUGAAUUCAAGGCUAUAGAGCCAUGACGGGGGAAAAGAAAACAACGGUUAUGUGGAUCAAGGUCGACCUUCAAUGCCAUCGCUGCCGCAAGAAGAUCAAGGAAGUGCUCUGUAAAUUCCCUCAAAUACAAGACCAGGUGUACGACGAGAAGGGAAACUAUGUGGUAAUAAAAGUGGUAUGUUGCUGUCCUGUAAAGGUAAAGCAAAAGAUAAUUUGCAAGGGUGGUGUUACCAUUAAGAGCAUCGAGAUUAGAGAGAUUGAGAAGACGACCAAGCCACCUGAGAAAGAGAAGCCACCUGAGAAGGAGAAGAAUCCACCACAAAAGAAAGACCCUGAACCGGUUCCAAAGCUUACUCUUGGACCGGUUUGUGUGCCUGUACGGCCGUGUGGAUGUGGGACUUGUUGUACGAAAUGCUGUGGGCGUCGUGGUGGGGGGCCAUGCCUUUGUGGUCAUGGUACUAAGCGAUGGCCUCAUGCUAAACCGGUUCCACCGCCGGUUCCUGUACCUGCAGUGCCGGCUUGCCCGGUUGGGUUUGGAACGUGUUGUACGGAAUGCUAUGAGGGUCGUGAUGGAGGGCCAUGCCAUUAUGGUCAUGAUAGGCCACACCCAUGUUAUGAUGGCUGCUAUUAUGGAAGGCCCGUUUAUGAUAGGUAUGGUGGCGGGUAUAGAUGUGAAGAAACUUUCUCUGGAUGCACCAUCAUGUAGUUUUUAGAGUUUGCAAGCACGCAUGAUGAUAAUGGUAGUCAUGUUCUAGUUGCCUACUUGCAGGAAAAUAAAUAAUGUUCUAGUU